AUGGUUGAAGAUGACCGGUUUUUCAAAUGGAUAUCAUCUUCCUGCAAAUGCAUCAAGGAAUUACGUCUUGAAAAUGUUAGUGGAAUAAAAGAUAUCACGAUUGAGAGCUCGUCUUUGGAAAUAUUUAUUUAUCUGUUUCCUUUUAACAAUUAUGAGCUCUGGGAUCUUAACAUUUCAGGGGAGAAACUUGAAGAAAUAAUAAUACUUUGGCAUUUUGAUUCGAAUGAUGAUUCAAGACGUGGUCUUAUACCUCGCAUCAGGUCACUAAAUAUUCUCGCCCCAAAGCUUAAACAGAUCACGUGGGGUGGGAACUUUCUGGAUCAUCAGCAUCUUGGGAACUUAAUGUGCUUAGAAGAAGCUAAGAUUUUUCUGUUCCCCGACUUAGAUGACUUCAAGAACCCAUUUGAGGUUCUCUGCAGUAUUCGCGUGGUUAAAGCUCUUGUCCUAAACGAAGAGACUACAAAGGCUUUUUUCAUGGAAAGUUCGAUGCCAUUACCAUUAGAUAAUAUUCAUGACUUGACUUUGCAUGUUAGAAGCGUGAAUGAUGACUUCGUCCCAGCAAUGGUCUCUCUUUUCAGAGGAAUCACUACUUUGAAUACUUUAUGCAUAACGUCUGUCACAUACAAGCAAGCAAUUGAGGAAGCGUUUAAUGAAACUGAGGAAGAGGAUAAUAAUUAUGAGGAAGAGGACAACGGAACUGAGCAGGAGAAUAGUGAGACUACAGAAGAGGAUGGUGCAACUGAGGAAGGGGAUAAUGCUCCCAAGUUUGAUGUGGAAUAUUGGAAAUCCCAAAACCUUAAUUUUACUUGUGAGCUAAAGGAGGUGAAACUGGAGAUUGUGGAGGGUAAUAAUAAUGAAUUGGAUUUAGCAAGGUACAUUCUGGAGCAUGCUCAGAAAUUGAAGAAAAUGGUGAUUCUUCAUUCACCGCAGCAUCCGGAUAUUUUGGAAAUGGUAAGAAAAAGCAAGAUGAUAUCCACUGCAACAGUGGUUUUGCAAGAAGUAAUAUUGUAAUAUUGUAACGUUGGUACAGCAUGUGACACUUAAUUUGGAUGAAGGGACUCUCUAAUUCCUGUCAAGUGUAGUACUCGUAUGCUGAAUCGUGCAAUAUGCGUUUUGAACCUUCAGUCUUCAGUUCAUCCCCAAAUGCAUCAAAACCUUUCGUUUCCUUU
Rosa rugosa (rugosa rose) is the source of this 1169-nucleotide messenger RNA. RefSeq lists its product as uncharacterized. The record is from RefSeq and is a predicted model, not a curated record. The transcript is spliced from 3 exons. Bases 1 to 1011 code for a protein of 336 amino acids. Lineage: Eukaryota; Viridiplantae; Streptophyta; Magnoliopsida; Rosales; Rosaceae.